UUUUAAAUUUUUUUCUCUAAUAGUUAAUUUUUUUUUUGAAAGAACUCUAAUAGUUAAUUAAUCUAAUACUAAUCAAGUUAACAAUAACCAAAUAGUCGUUGUAGUAUAGUGGUAAGUAUUCCCGCCUGUCACGCGGGUGACCCGGGUUCGAUCCCCGGCAACGGCGAUUUUAGUUUUAAUUUUUUAAAAAAUUAUUGCCAGCAAUCCGGCUUCAUUCUGAUUUCUGAAAAGGAAAGAACAGUAGUCUAAACCGUUUAUAGGUAACGGUGUCGUUACUUUUUCUGUUUAAUUUUCGAAAAUAUUAAAAAAGGUGAUUGCUGUUGUAACUGUAGCAUCAUCUUUCACCUUUAUCCAAACUCGAAAAAACCAAUACCAAAAAACUCACUUUACUAAAACCCAAACUUACUGAUGAUCUCAAUCCUCCGUCAAAUCUCAACGGCCUAAUCUCUUUCUCUCUGUCUCUCCAAGAUGUCUUCCGGUGGUGGUACGAGCGUCCACAUCACGGCCCUAGACGGCAUCGUUAACGUGAACUCUCUCUUCACCUUAGCCGUCUUUAUCGGCCUUGCCUGGAACCCAAAGGACCCGUCUAACUCCCUCAUCGACGACCCUACCUGCAACCCAGGUCCCUCUGUCGCCGAGGACCUCAUCGCCUUCCAUGUCUACUCCUUUAGCUCAUUCCUCUUCUCCAGCCUCAUCGCUGUCGGACUCAAACAAGGGAUCCGGAUUUGCCGGAGCCCCGCCUACCAUCCCGUUGGGAUCCUCUGCCGGAUCAACAGGUCUAUUCUCCGGGUCGGAAUGCUCAUCUCUGGUAUCGGUUCAGUCUGCGGCUGCGGAUUCCUCAUGUUGGCUCUCAUCAAUGUGGUCCAGAUCAAGCUCGGUACCCUGGGUUGUGGCAGUUCUCACACCUACGCUGCUGUAGUCCCGCUCGUGAUCUUCGUCCCGGCCGCGCUUCUGAUCUAUAUCUCCAUUGUUCUGUACGCUUUCUUCAGUCGCUAGGGUUUGACUUUUCUAAAUUUUGUAAUAUUUAAAGUUUUAUUUAUUAUUUUGGCCUUUAAAUCUCUUAGUGGAAAUUACACUGUAGCCUUACAUAUAUCAAGUUAAUCAUAAUUGAUUACUAUUUAAAUCUCUA
Molecule: messenger RNA, 1129 nt
Organism: Cannabis sativa
Lineage: Eukaryota; Viridiplantae; Streptophyta; Magnoliopsida; Rosales; Cannabaceae
Exons: 1
Coding region: 469-996 (175 amino acids)
Source: RefSeq, a predicted model, not a curated record